CAAGAUUAAAGCAGAGCUGAUCGUUUCCCACUUGUUGGGUAAAACUUAAAUAUGAAGACAGUCAUUGUAGUGUUGUCUAUCCUGGGUCUUUGUCUCGGUGCUCCAGUGGAGCAUGAUAUCGAUAGGGAUAACGAGCAAGAAAUGGAUGAGGGUCAGCAAUUUGCUGGUUCUCCACUGGAUCAGACAGACCCCAUCACCAGGACUAUCUUCUACCCUGUUCCUAGAGCUGAUGGCUUCCUGGGAAACCAUUUAAUGAACCCUUUUAUGAACCCAUAUGGAUACUACCCUUAUUACCCGCAGUACCCACUGUACCCAGGUUACCCAAGUUACCCACACUACCCUGCCUAUUCAUUGCCACCUGUUAUAAUAAGCUUGCCUCAGAGAAAUCCCUGAAACUGGCUAAAUCAUAACUUCAAUUGCAUUAUGUAUCAAACAGACCAUUAAUGGUAUCAGUUUAUUAGACUUUAUACUUGUGUUACUUUCCCUAUUUCCUCAUAUUUUACUAUUGUUUCUUAUUAUAUUCACCUGCACCUGUUUGUUUUCUGCACUGUAUUUGCAAACACAUUUUCCUCAUCGCCUAUAUAAAAAAGGGAUAUUUAGAGCAAGAGAUAUCUGUGUCCUUAAGCCAGAUUAUUCAAACAAACACAUCUCUAUUUCCAAGAUGGUGGCAACCAGUGAGCAUAGCAAAGGCAGUGCAUGUGGAAUUUCUAUGUUGCACAAGUUGUACGAAUGUGCAAUAAUCAAUAAAUAUACCAUAGUAUGUUU
Messenger RNA from Danio aesculapii, 765 nucleotides. RefSeq lists its product as uncharacterized. The coding region runs from base 52 to 393 and encodes 113 amino acids. The transcript is spliced from 4 exons. The record is from RefSeq and is a predicted model, not a curated record. Lineage: Eukaryota; Metazoa; Chordata; Actinopteri; Cypriniformes; Danionidae.